AUGACUUUAACACUUCAAUCAUCAGCUUCUUUUAUCAAUUUCAAAGAAACCAAAGGUGUUAAAACACCUGAUGAGUUCUUAGGAAUGGUUUAUUUUGCACAAGCCAAGCCAUCAUGCCGGCUAGUCGCGAAAAGUUCAAUGCAAGAAGCUCAACUCUCCCAUGAGAGAAUCAUGGAAGUGUUGGAAAUUGAGAAAAGAGAGAAGCUACAUGAGUUAACAGCUAAUCACAGCAAUAGUAGUACAAGGGUACCUGUUUUUGUGAUGCUUCCACUUGACACCAUGACUAUGGGAGGGAACUUGAACAGGCCACGAGCGAUGAAUGCGAGCUUGAUGGCGUUGAAAAGUUCUGGAGCUGAAGGGGUGAUGGUGGAUGCUUGGUGGGGAUUGGUGGAGAAAGAUGGACCUUUGAAGUAUAAUUGGGAAGGAUAUGCUGAACUUGUAAAGAUGUGUCAAGAACAUGGAUUGAAGCUUCAAGUUGUCAUGUCUUUUCAUCAAUGUGGAGGAAAUGUUGGAGAUUCUUGCAGUAUUCCUCUACCUCCAUGGGUACUUGAAGAAAUCAGCAAGAAUCCUGACCUUGUCUACACAGAUAGAUCAGGCCGGAGAAAUCCUGAGUAUCUAUCCUUAGGUUGUGAUAUGUUACCAGUACUCAAAGGAAGAACACCUAUUCAAGUAUACACCGACUAUAUGAGGAGCUUCAGAGAAAGAUUCAACGAUUACUUGGGAAACGUCAUAGUGGAAAUCCAAGUGGGAAUGGGCCCUUGUGGAGAGCUAAGAUAUCCAGCCUAUCCCGAAAGCAAUGGUACAUGGAGGUUUCCUGGAAUUGGAGAAUUCCAAUGCUAUGACAAGUACAUGGGAGCUUCAUUGGCAGCAGUGGCCAAGGCAGCUGGAAAGGAUGACUGGGGCCAGGGAGGGCCUCAUGAUUCUGGGAAGUACAACCAGUUUCCUGAGGAUACUGGAUUUUUCCAGAGGGAUGGAACAUGGAACAGUGAAUAUGGACAGUUCUUCCUAGAGUGGUAUUCAGGAAAGCUACUGGAGCAUGGUGACAGAAUAGUAGCAGCAGGAGAAAGUAUAUACCAAGGAACUGGGGCUAAACUAUCUGGAAAGGUAGCUGGGAUUCAUUGGCAUUACAAUACUAGAUCACAUGCUGCAGAGUUAACUUCAGGAUAUUAUAAUACAAGACACAGAGAUGGUUAUCUACCUAUAGCACGUAUGUUAGCGAAACAUGGUGCUGUACUUAACUUUACAUGUAUGGAAAUGAGGGAUGGUGAACAGCCCCAGAGUGCAAACUGUUCACCAGAAGGCUUAGUUCAACAAGUUAAAACUGCAGCUAGAACUGCUAAAGUAGAACUUGCUGGAGAAAAUGCUCUAGAAAGGUAUGAUGGAGGAGCAUUUUCUCAAGUUUUGGCAACAAGCAUGUCAAAUUCUGGAAAUGGAUUGAGUGCAUUUACAUUCUUGCGAAUGAACAAACGGUUGUUUGAGCCAGAAAAUUGGCGGAAUCUAGUGCAAUUUGUGAAGAGCAUGUCUGAAGGAGGUCGAAAUGCUAGCCUUCCAGAGUGUGACUCAAGCAGGACAGACCUCUAUGUAAGAUUUAUCAAAGAGAGUCAUUCUAAGAAAGCUACAGAGGUUGCAGUAGUGUAA
This is a messenger RNA of Solanum tuberosum (potato), 1638 nucleotides long. RefSeq names its product beta-amylase PCT-BMYI. Gene Ontology annotation, biological process: polysaccharide catabolic process. The record is from RefSeq and is marked provisional. NCBI's taxonomy places the organism in Eukaryota, Viridiplantae, Streptophyta, Magnoliopsida, Solanales, Solanaceae. Gene Ontology annotation, molecular function: beta-amylase activity.